AUCUUCCGUCAUGAUCAAGCUCUUCCUGCUGUUGACGAUUAACAGCGCGGUGAUCCCGCUGCUCGUGUUCGCGGACAUUCCCAAGCUGAAGUUUGUGCCGUACCUGUUCGAGGGACCGUACAAGGAUUUCUCCGUGGGGUGGUACCAGGACGUCGGGCAGCUCAUCAGCACCACCCUGCUCAUCAACGGCCUGGUGUACCCGAUGUCGGCGCUGAGCAAAGGCUUGACUCCCAAGAUCACCCGCGGGUGCUUGGCUCCGUUCGCCGCGACGCAACGCGCGCUCAACGCCCUGUACGAGGGCGUCGAGUUCCCGCUGUCCGAGCGGUACGCGCAGCUGAUGCAGAUGGUGUUCACCGGCAUGGUGUUCAGCAGCGGCAUGCCGUGUCUGUUACCAGUCGCGGCUAUGUUUUGCUUCAUCGCGUAUUACGAGGGCAAGUACACGAUACUGCGCGCCAGUCGGAUGCCGCCGAGCUACGACGAGACCAUGGCGAAGAUCUUCUGGUCCGUCAUGCCCGCGUGCGCGUGGAUCAAGAUCUUACUCUCCACCUGGAUGUUCUCGUACGAGCACGUGCCGAGCUACGUGAACGACGGAGCCCUGGAUCCGGCGACGAGUCCAAUCAGCUCGGGGUCGCAGUUCAACUUCAAGACUCGGCUCGACAGGAGCAACGCGGCGAUCUGCGUCCUCGUCCUCGUCAUGCUCGUCGUCUUCAAGAUACUCAACGUCUACCGCAAGGGCCUCAGGGCGUUCUUCGCGAGGGUGUUCCCCAAGGGGCUGGUCGAGGAGGAGGAGGAGGAGGUGAGCAUGACGCCCGAGCUGUCCAUCGCUCGGAGCGACGGGAUCAUGAAGGGUCUCACCACUUUCCUCGUGCAGGAGAACCCUGAGUACAACGAGAUCGUCCCGUCCUCGGCGACCAAAUCGUGCGGCGGGCCCAACGGGAGCGUUCCCGAGUGGGAGGCGGCGUUCGCCGAGGCGGACCGCGAGGAGUCCGAGGCUGAGGCUGAGAGGCAGCGCAAGGCGAACGAGCGGGCGUCGAGGUCUCUGUUCGGCGCGAGCGACGUUCAGGCGGAGGCGGCGGGCGAGAUGCCGGACGCGAUGAAGAAGCGGCUCAAGAAGGACAAGAACAAGUCGCCGGGCGCCGAGAGGGUGCCGAGGAGGAAGAACUCGCAGGUGGCGCCGCUCAGCGGGAUGGACGCCGGCGACGACGUCGUGGACUUUGGCGACGACGACUACUACUCGCGAGGGAGGAGGGCGGUUGGCGAAGCCUUCGAGGGCGUCACCGGCGGCGGCUUAUCCGCGGCGAUGGCGAUGCAGCCCGAGGGGGACGUGGAGGCUGGGAUGGACGCGGAGGAGGAGGAGGAGGAGAGAAGGAGGAGGAGGAAGGAGCGCAAGCGGGAGAAGAAGGAGCGCGAGCGAGCCGACCGCGUCUAAUACAGUAACACUUGAAGUUGCCAGACGUUUUUCUCCUG
This is a messenger RNA of Micromonas commoda, 1467 nucleotides long. RefSeq lists its product with no specific name. The transcript has a single exon. Gene Ontology annotation, molecular function: calcium-activated cation channel activity. Lineage: Eukaryota; Viridiplantae; Chlorophyta; Mamiellophyceae; Mamiellales; Mamiellaceae. Gene Ontology annotation, cellular component: plasma membrane. The record is from RefSeq and is a predicted model, not a curated record. The coding region runs from base 11 to 1429 and encodes 472 amino acids.